AUGGAUUCACCAACAAGUACGACUGGUAUCAGUGAUAGUUCAUUCAGUCUCGGCUCCAAAGAAACGGCGAGGGAAGUCACGAAACUCACCACCUCAGACAACUCUGAGCACGAGGUCAUUGAUAUGGGUCACGGUGAUGUUGACCUUCAGAUCAACAAUGCAACUUUCAAAACCCACAAACAUAUCCUCUGCAAUUUUACCCACCUAGAUAAGAUGCUGCAGAAUACCGGACAGUACGAGUCCGCAGGACCAGGCUCGAUGAUUAGACUCAACCGAGACGAACGCGGUGUAGAAGACAUGAAAAACACAUUUAAAAUUCUCUACGCAAGUGUGAUCGACGGCCCAGUCCAUUUCGAGUCUCCAGUUUACAUUUCAGCUCUUCGCAUUUCUACCGCAUACGAUUUCCCGAAACUGCGCAACUAUGCUAUGCAAGAGCUUGAAAAGGCCAACCUUAGCGCGAUUAAGCGGAUCCAAAUUGCUCGAGAGUUUGGCCUUACAUCUUGGGAGGUACCCGCCUAUAGCGAGUUGUCCAAGAGAGAGACUGCGCUUACCGAAGAAGAAGCUCAGAUUCUAGGUUUUUCAGCCUUUGCCAUUAUAGCUCGGGCACGAGAAGAAGAAAGUCUGAAACGAGGAAAGGUUCUAGGAAAACAGGAACUCAAGGACGAAAUCAAGCACGGCCACGAAAGAGUGAGGAGAAGGCGGGAUCAAGAAAGGGUAAAGAAAAUGGUAGAGUUAAAAGCAAAGAUGAAAGCUUAG
Molecule: messenger RNA, 756 nt
Organism: Rhizoctonia solani
Lineage: Eukaryota; Fungi; Basidiomycota; Agaricomycetes; Cantharellales; Ceratobasidiaceae
Exons: 4
Coding region: 1-756 (251 amino acids)
Source: RefSeq, a predicted model, not a curated record